AUGGAGGGCGGCAAGCCCAGCUCCUCGCCCGGCAGCCGGGACGACGGCAGCCCCAGCGCCAACGCCUGCUUCCAGGCGAAGCCGUCCGCGGCGGCGGCGGACAAGGCACCGGGCAGCCCGGGCGCCGGCGGGAGCCUCAAGGACCAUGGCAACUCGGUGUGCUUCAAAGUGGACGGCGGCGGCGGCGGCGGCGAGGAGCCCAUGGUGGGCUUCGACGACGCCGACGGCUCCCGGAGGCAGUACGGCUUCAUGCAGCGGCAGUUCACCUCCAUGCUGCAGCCCGGGGUCAACAAAUUCUCCCUCCGCAUGUUCGGCAGCCAGAAGGCGGUGGAGAAGGAGCAGGAAAGGGUUAAAACUGCAGGCUUCUGGAUCAUCCACCCGUACAGUGAUUUCAGGUUUUACUGGGACUUAAUAAUGCUUAUAAUGAUGGUUGGAAAUCUUGUCAUUAUACCUGUUGGAAUCACCUUCUUCACAGAGCAGACAACAACACCAUGGAUUAUUUUCAAUGUAGCAUCAGAUACUGUGUUUCUGUUGGACCUGAUCAUGAACUUUAGAACUGGCACUGUUAAUGAGGACAGCUCUGAGAUAAUCCUGGACCCCAAAGUCAUCAAGAUGAAUUAUCUAAAGAGCUGGUUCGUGGUUGACUUCAUCUCAUCAAUACCAGUGGAUUAUAUCUUUCUCAUUGUAGAAAAGGGAAUGGAUUCAGAAGUCUACAAGACAGCUAGAGCACUUCGCAUUGUGCGGUUCACAAAAAUCCUCAGCCUGUUGCGUUUAUUACGACUCUCGAGAUUAAUAAGAUAUAUUCACCAGUGGGAAGAGAUUUUCCACAUGACAUAUGACCUCGCAAGUGCUGUGGUACGAAUCUUCAACCUGAUUGGUAUGAUGCUGCUGCUUUGCCACUGGGAUGGUUGCCUUCAGUUUUUGGUACCGUUGCUGCAGGAUUUCCCACAAGAUUGCUGGGUGUCCCUAAAUGGUAUGGUUAAUGAUUCCUGGGGAAAGCAAUACUCUUAUGCACUCUUCAAAGCCAUGAGCCACAUGCUUUGCAUCGGUUAUGGAGCCAGGGCCCCUGUCAGCAUGUCAGACCUCUGGAUAACCAUGCUAAGUAUGAUUGUGGGCGCCACCUGUUACGCCAUGUUUGUGGGUCAUGCUACAGCACUGAUUCAGUCUUUGGAUUCAUCACGGCGUCAGUAUCAAGAGAAGUACAAACAAGUGGAACAGUACAUGUCAUUUCAUAAGCUACCUGCCGAUAUGCGCCAGAAGAUCCAUGAUUAUUAUGAGCACCGUUACCAAGGCAAGAUCUUUGAUGAGGAGAGCAUUCUCAAUGAGCUCAACGACCCACUUAGGGAGGAGAUCGUCAACUUUAACUGCCGCAAGCUGGUUGCCACAAUGCCUCUGUUCGCAAAUGCUGACCCGAAUUUCGUGACGGCCAUGCUGAGCAAGCUGCGCUUUGAGGUGUUCCAACCUGGAGAUUACAUUAUCCGCGAAGGGGCUGUGGGGAAAAAGAUGUACUUUAUUCAGCAUGGGGUUGCUGGUGUUAUCACUAAAUCCAGUAAAGAGAUGAAGUUGACAGAUGGCUCCUACUUCGGAGAGAUCUGCCUUUUGACCAAAGGCCGCCGCACUGCCAGUGUAAGAGCUGACACGUACUGCAGGCUGUAUUCGCUCUCUGUGGACAACUUCAAUGAAGUUCUGGAGGAGUACCCCAUGAUGAGGAGAGCAUUUGAAACAGUAGCCAUUGACAGGCUGGACAGGAUAGGAAAAAAGAAUUCUCUUCUGCUCCAGAAGUUCCAAAAAGAUCUCAAUACUGGAGUUUUCAACAACCAGGAGAGCGAAAUUUUGAAACAGAUAGUGAAACACGACCGAGAGAUGGUGCAGACUGUUGCAGUGGCCAAUUUGCAACAAACGCCAGCACUUAACUCGAGCCCAUCGACAGCAGUCUCUCUGACACAGAUCAGGACGCAGUCCCCGCCUGUGUAUCCUGCAACCAGCCUCUCCCACGGGAGCCUGAAUUCUCCAACACCAAGCACACAGACCCCUCAGCAAGCCGCCGUUUUCUCGCCCUGCUCCUACUCUUCUGCAGUCUGUACCCCACCAGUCCAAAGCCCUCUUGCUGGCCGAACUUUUCAGUACGCAACCCCCACUGCCUCCCAGUUGUCGCUGCUGCAGCAGCAACAAGCAGUCCAGUCCCAACAGCCUCAGCAGAUGCCUAGUGCAGCAUCACAAAAGAGUGAUGUCCACAAGAGCACGCAAGCUCUUCACAACGCGAGCCUGACGAGAGAUGUGAGGCCGCUCUCCGCCUCACAGCCUUCCUUGCCCCACGAAGUUUCUGCCAUGAUCUCAAGACCUCAUCCGACGGUGGGAGAAUCUUUAGCUUCCAUCCCACAGCCAGUGUCCAGUUUCCAAAGCACAGGCAUCCAGCCUGGGGGCAAAGGGACGGUGCCGCAAAGGGUUGCCCUUUUCCGCCAGAUGUCUUCAGGAGCUAUUCCGCCCACGCGAGGGACCACGCCAUCCACAGCCACGUUACAAAGGGAUUCUUCCACAGUCUUAAGCACUGAACUAGAAGGAGAUAAACCACGGUUUGCUUCAAACUUAUGAUUCAGGCAGACUAUUAAUAAAGUGGAAGCAUGGAUGAAAACUGAGAUUAUUCCCAGGAAACUGCUUCAACCUAAUUUUGGAUAGAUUCCAGCUGUUCCCUAUGAAAAAGAAAAACUGUAGACAAAUGUACCCUUGAAAAUUGAAUGUACAAUAUACAGACAGACAGAAAGACAGAAGAAAAAAGAGAAAUCUAAACGGCCUCUCAUGCCUUCCAAAUCUAAAAUCAUUGGUUGUACUAUUAUUUAUUUUUAGGCUGGUUAAAAUAUUGAAGAAAUUCCUGUUCUGAUCCUAUGGUAAAAUAAACAAACACAUAAAUCAAAUGACAGUAUUAUUGAUUCCAGGAGCUAAGCCACAAAACAAUGGUGAGGACAACAAAAUCCGCAGAACAUCCCUUAGCGUGGAAGUAGCACUUGUGAAACCAUAGUUUUUAACUUUUCUCAGUCAAAGAUAUUUCAGACAUAGUUCCCACUUUAGAGGUCCAGAUUACUUUUUGGUGCUUUUACAUUCAGGUUUAGAUUGAAGGAUGAACACAGUCUUUGCUGUCUGCAGAAGGUAAUCUAGCAGCCCUGCUUUUUCUGAAUGAAAUCUAACCUCAGAAUAACUCUCCUCUUUCAGAAAGCUGGAUGGACUUCUGUCUUCAUAUUGGGGGAAAAAUUAGUAGAGACUCAUUAAUCCUGCUGUAAAUAACUUUUUAGACCCAAAAAUAAUAAUAAAAAUAGCUCCUGUGUGGUGUACCAUUGCAAAGUAUUGGUUUAGAAAUUUAGUUUCAGCUCUUCAUGCCAAAAUGUAACAUUUAAAAAUUUUACAAAAUGUAAAAUGCAACACAAUUGUAAUGCAAUGGCUUACAGUGCUACAAUGCUACUUUCACAUGCAGUGUUUUUAUGCAAAUUUGUAUGCUUGAUCCUGCUCUCUGUACUACACCAGUGCAAUCAUCAUUUUCUUCUUUGCCCUGGAUAGUUUCUGAAAAUAUUCCAUGCAUGCCUGGAAUUUAUUUAAUUUGCAAGAAAUAAACCUAAAGGUGAACAACAAAAACACCCUGUACACCAAGAUAACUAAUAGAUUCAGUCAGCAGAGUUUUUUGAGGGGGAGGACCAAAUGUACCCUUCUUACAUUCAGAAAGUGAUGAAUGUGAAUUGAUGGCUUUUGCAUUUCGUCUCCUACGGUGCUGACUUUGAAUCUGUAGUUAAAGACUGCACAUGAUUUUAUUUUAAUUUAUUAAAUGGGUUAUUUUGUCAAUCAUUGCUUCGGUUAGGCUUUCAGGCAUAUUCUCUGUCCUCACAGUAGUUUCAUAGUUGACUGUGGUGAUAUUUUUAAAAAGAAAUAAGUAUACUAUAGCAUCCUAUUUGUUUGGGAAUGCACGACUUGAUCAUUGUAUACUAUAAUAAUUUGGACAGCAUAUUCUACUACAGCAUCAAACAUAGAAAUGAGGUUAAUUUCUUCUUCUUCUUCCUCUUCAUGUCUGUUCAAAAGAGAGACCAUAAUAGAAUGCAGGGUUAAGGUAUAAAGUUGUGUAAAUGUUUUCUGUUAUUUGCUCCCAUCUUCUUGUUAGCAUACACCUUUGGGUGCUUCCAGGUGGAGGAUUUUCCAAAUGUCAGGUGUGCUGAUUCAAACUUCUUUCGUACUUUUAAUACCAUGCUACCAAUGUUAGCCACAUGAAUGGAUGUGCUCUUAGCAUGGAAUCAGGAUUGGAAUACUUCCUCAUCCAGCCAGCCCUCAAACAUGCAAGUGGAAUUUGCAGACAUCCUGGGGAGCAACACUCUAUGUAAAGUGGUUCCCAUGUAGUUGUGGAUAAUUUAAAAAGCUGGUCAUGGAGUUUUUGGUCACCUGCAAGCCAUGUCCUGAUCAUGCUGAACAUCUCUAAUCUAGAUGAUGGUCAAGUGGAAGCUACAAGCAUCUGCAUCUCUAGCAGAAUCUGAUGGAGCAACUGUUAUAUGUAAAUCUCAUUGCAGCUUAUUCCUCUUUCUUGGGUAGUCUUUCUAAUUUUACAAAGCAAAAUCAGACAUGGAGGAACUUGUAUGUUGCCUCCCUACAAAGGAGGUCCCUUAGUACAUUCUCAGUGCCUGGGGAGAGUCACAGUCAAACUGUCCAUGUCACUACGGAAUAACCUUCCGAACUAUUAUGCAUACUUCAGCCCCUUCGAUCCCAGUCCGCUCCUUGUAUGUCUGUUUCAAUCCAAUUAGAAAUAGGUAGCCCUUGACAAAACAAUGUGCCCAUUAAUAUUGAUAUCAUUGAGCAGUGGGAAGAUCAAAGUGGCAUCAUUAUGUGCUGUGAUGUUCCCAUAUACACCUGCAAGUUUAGUUUGUCCAGAUUAGAAUCACAAUGCACCAGGCACAACUCCUGUGAAAACGGGAUCCAAUUCAAUGGGACCCAUGUUGGAGAGGCCCUCAGUGAAUUGUGUUCAAAGUGUCCGGUCUCAGAAGUGUACGGAGCCUUUUUUCUCUGCAGGUACCUCAAUAUCUCCAAGGCAGCAACUGUGGAAUAGUGGCUUGAGGACUGCUGCCCAAGCGUCAUGCUGCCAGUUAUGCCUUUUCCUCCAAUUGUAGUUUGAAUGCCUACAUGAAUUAACCACACUUAAAGUUUUGUGUGAUUUCCACUUCCCAACAGAAUCAAGCUAACAAUAUAAUUUAUUCCGUGAAUACGCUGCUGAUGGUUAAAUGGGAGUGGUCAUGAAUCACAUACAAGGAAUGUAAUGUUUGAAGUAUUAUGGGUAAGCUGCAAGACCAUUUAUUUUUUGGUACGAUAGAACCCUGACUUUAUUUUAAUACUGAUGAUAAAUUUUAUCCAAUUUAUGAUAAACAUAUUCUGGUCCUUAAAACUUUUCAAGGUUUACAUUUGAUAGGAGCAUAAUGGAGUUGGUAGCAAACUAUUUUUAUACAUAUGUUUAUUUUAUUUUAAGUAUUCUGAAUAAGCAUUAACAUACAUGGUCUUUCAGUGAAACCAUAAAAAAUUUUUAAUGACUUUGUAUUAGAGUGGAUAAAAUCUAAGGUUUGUAAGUUAAUUAAAACUGGUACAGGGUAUACAACUAUAUACAUAUAU
Molecule: messenger RNA, 5628 nt
Organism: Varanus komodoensis (Komodo dragon)
Lineage: Eukaryota; Metazoa; Chordata; Lepidosauria; Squamata; Varanidae
Gene: HCN1
Product: hyperpolarization activated cyclic nucleotide gated potassium channel 1
Exons: 8
Coding region: 1-2592 (863 amino acids)
Biological process (GO): potassium ion transport; transmembrane transport
Cellular component (GO): membrane
Molecular function (GO): voltage-gated potassium channel activity
Source: RefSeq, a predicted model, not a curated record